CUAUAAAAUGUAGUUGAAUGUAUUGAAUCAAAAAAAAAAAAAUCAAGCCGCAGUGUGAGCGUGUUGAAAAUAGAACAAAAUUCCUAGUAAUGUUGAGUUCGGGCAAUUCACAGCAACAGCAUCACACACAACAUCAGCAACAACAACAACUCCAACAACAGCAGCAACAUCUUCAUCACACACAACAACAAAACUCACAAAAUCAACAAACACAAUCACACACUGUCACGCUCUACGAUGGCGAUUUAAAUUUCACAACAUUCGCCGAACUGUGCCGCCUCUGUUCGAUACGUAAUGGUCCCGCCAAAAUCAACCUUUUCGAGAAAGAAGCAGAGCAAAGGAAUCUGAUUUACAAGCUACGCACGCUAUUGCCGGCGAAUAUUUCCAAGGACGACUUUUUGCCGAAAAAUAUUUGUGAAGGUUGCGUAUUAAAGGUGGAACAUUUAUUCGAGUUUCGUCAAUCCUGUUUACAUACAGAGAAUAUUCUCAGAAACUAUGCGGACUCGAUGCGAGCAGUUACGGCUACCAUAAACUUUCAGGACGGUACCGUUAACAUGGACAAGAUGACGGUAGCGCAAAAGAAUGCAUAUCUCGAGGCGCAUAUGGCAGUACAACAGCAAAUGGCACAAGCGGCAAUACAAUUCAAACAACAGCAGCAGCAGCAACAACAAACGUCCACAAACUCUCAGCAAAAUUCACAACAACAAAAUUCUCCGUCUAAUAACAAUGGUAACAAUAAUAAUAAUACAAAUCAGCAACAACUACAACAACAGCAGCAACAUUAUGCAAGCACGAUAAAAGUACCACAAAUAAGUUCCUCUAGUUCCGGUGGCGCAGAGAGUACAUUCACAGUACCCGACGAUGUGGGCAUGGGUUAUGAGGGUGGCGUGCGUGUGCUACAGAGUUUAGGCAGUUGGUCACCGGAUAAUAUAACAUACAAUAUACCGAAACCAAAUUUGAUACCUUUUACCGAACCAUACGUGGAGGGUGGUUCAAUGCAUCCGGCCAGUCGCCUGAAGGCAUUGCAACAGGUGCAACAAGCUUCAUCAGGUGUGCGCAAAACAAAUCCAUCAAAAACGACUAGCAAAGCUUUUGAAUGUACCGUAUGCGGCAAAGGACUUGCACGAAAGGAUAAACUGACAAUACACAUGCGCAUACAUACCGGCGAGAAGCCCUAUAUUUGUGAAGUGUGCAAUAAGGCGUUUGCCAGGCGCGAUAAACUUGUGAUUCAUAUGAAUAAAUUUAAACAUGUUACACCGACUAAUAUAGCACCGUUGGGAAAGCGCUUAAAUAAUAUAAUUAAGAAAAAAGACCCCGACACUGAAGAUAAUAAACAAAGUUUGGAGUUACAAUUGCAACAACAGGCCGUACAAGUGGCGACCCAAAAUAUUAUUGUACAAACAGCGGCAGGGCAGCAUGCGGCACAAGCGACUGCUAUACCCGGUAUAAUAAUACCGCAUCACCACCAACAGCAGCUGUCGUGGACAUGUGAACUAUGUGGACGUAUGUUUAAUAAUAGAGACGAAUGGACACUGCAUGCCAAGAGCCAUCUGGAGUAUUGACAUCAGGAACGAGCAGUAACAGAAACUACAAAAUCCACAAUAGCUACUAAGUCGUCGGAUAUUAUGAACCAAAAUGCCCAGCAACAACACGAGAGCAAUCAGGUUGAUGUGAAUAGUGCACGCAAGGAGAAAAUUAUUAUACAAAAUCAAACGAUUAUUAAUAUACAAUUGCAGCAACAACAUCAACAACAACAGCAACAAC
Messenger RNA from Teleopsis dalmanni, 1764 nucleotides. Its product is annotated as zinc finger protein 436-like. Gene Ontology annotation, biological process: regulation of transcription by RNA polymerase II. The record is from RefSeq and is a predicted model, not a curated record. Gene Ontology annotation, molecular function: RNA polymerase II cis-regulatory region sequence-specific DNA binding; zinc ion binding; DNA-binding transcription factor activity, RNA polymerase II-specific. The coding region runs from base 90 to 1562 and encodes 490 amino acids. The transcript has 6 exons. Gene Ontology annotation, cellular component: nucleus. Lineage: Eukaryota; Metazoa; Arthropoda; Insecta; Diptera; Diopsidae.